CUUGUUCUCCAAGUCAGUCAUUUAAUUCGAAUUCAACUAACAUUUGUACUAUUAACGUGUCACAGCGAAAACAAGCGAAAAUAUGUCACAGAGCCUAGUUGUAGCUUUUAGCCCAUUGCAUUCGUGCCUUGUCAACCUGCCCGCAAGGUGGGUUUCAGCUCUAUCGUCGACAACGGCAGGCAAGGGAUGCAUGGUAUUCAAGAUCAGCUGGGCAAACGACCGGGCCGCCUAUGUCGCCUGGUCAGGAGGCAUGUCUCGCUCAGAACAGCGGGAUCGAACAGGCAAGAUCAGCUCAAGUGUGCUUGAAAUUGACGGCACGUUUGGUAGCCAGCUGGGGUUGGCCGAGGGGGCGGAGGUUUCGGUAGAGUUUGUUCCCAGCGUGUCGACAUGCACUGCUGCAGAGGUCGUGCCAGCGCACUUUGACGACUGGGAGAUCCUGGAGCUCAAUGCAGGAGCGGUGGAGGAACGGCUCCUGCAGCAGGCGCGUGUGGUAACAGUCGAUCAGCCGAUUGUGUUUUGGCUCAACGCGUCGACGUCAGUGUGCCUGCAUACGAAGACCGUUACCCCUAAGGGCAGUGUGUGCCUACUAGACAACGACACCGAAGUCAUGGUUGCACCAAUGGUGCGGUCGCAUGGGACGGGUGGUGGUGCGUCGCAGCUGCUGACGGAUGACAACAACACCCACCUGCCAAGGAUGAAGGUCGCCUGCAUGCGUGUCGCAGUAGAUCAUGGGGUCGAGAUUGGUUCCGUCUAUGUUAACGCAUCUUCGGCUACUUCUGCAGCGCUUAUCAACUCGAGCGAAGCCACGAACAGUAAGCGGAACGAGCGGCUGGUUCGCAUAGCGCACAUAACGAACCACAACGAUAAAUUCGUUAGCGACAACAAGCAGCAGUCGAUAGUGGAGUCACCUAGCGGCAUAUGGCUGUCCCAAUUGGUAACCAGCUCCGAUGUGCAGCCAGGGAUCCUGUUGGUGAAUCCGGUCACACUGGAAAUAUGCGGCUGUGACUUUUCAGUUGGAGAGCUUGUGCGUGUUGAGGCGCUCGCUAGUGUCCGAGGCCGGGUUGUGUUGCCGGUGGAGAUGUCCUUCAUCAGCGACCUCCCGGAUGUUAGCGACAAGGAUAUCAAGGACGCGCUACUUGCGAUGCUUGGCGACCGCCCCUCUAUAGUUGUCAACGUCGGCAGCCAGGUUAUUAGGAACGGUAGCGCUGGUGAAGCACACAAGUCGCUUGCCCGUAUCACGUCGUUCCUGGCACCGCCCGAGCUUGGUGCUGAGGACCAUAUGCCGAAUGCCAGCGAGACACGUGAAGUUGCUCUGCUGGUCUCGAAGGGUAUGCUGGAAACGCUAGAGAUAAACUGCACCACGGAGUCGUUUUCGCUUGACAUCGCAGCAGGGCAGUCCAAUGCAAAGGACUGUAUCCCCACCAACAGCCCACUCGCCGGCAUUGAUGAAUUUUUGAAUGACGCGUGGCAGCGAGUUGAUAGCGCGCUGAUGACCAGCUGUGGUGGUGGUAUUCUGGUCUGCGGCCGGCGAGGAUCAGGCAAGACUAGCAUUCUGAAAAACUUGGCACAUCAUGCAGAAACCCAGCAUCACGACCGCCUUGUGUACUGCCGCUACGUUGAGUGCGCAAAGCUGACCAUUGAUCCCCGUACUAGCAAAGUCAAGGAAGCACUUCAGGCGAUUAUUGACGAUGUUUUGACACAUCAGCCCUCACUGCUAGUGCUGGAUGAUCUGGACGGGCUGUUCCCAGCAGAGAACGAACAAUCAGACUCGAAGCGUGUGCGGCAGCUGGUUGACUGCGUUACAAACCUUCUCAAUCCGCAGGACGGGCGGCAAACAACGGUACUGGCUACUACAGCUAAUCGUGUGCAGCUGCAUAGCGGGCUAUUCACUGCUGGCGUCUUCCACGACGUGCUUGAAAUCCCUUCUCCUGGGAAAGCCGAGCGCGAGCAGAUCUUGAGCGCCAUAGCCAUGGGCAGUGUGACAAAGGCAGACGAUGACGAUGUCAACUUUUCCAUUCUCUCGUACCUCACCGAGGGGUACAUGCCAGCGGAUCUGCACGCCCUGUAUGAGCGGUCAGUUCACGAGGCCACUAUGCGUGUGCUGGAGCAGGAUGCUGAAGCCGGCGAGGGCGACAUUUUAGUCCGACACGAGGAUGUGAUACGCGCCCAUUCGGGCUUCAAGCCGCUAUCCAUGCGUGGUGUGCAGCUCCACUCCUCUCAGACCAGGUGGUCCGACAUUGGUGGUCUGGAGGACACGCGCCGCCAGCUGCGUGAGACGCUUGAGCUUCCAACCAAGUACGCAGCCAUCUUUGCCACCAGCCCCCUGCGUCUGCGAUCGGGCGUGCUGCUUUAUGGCUAUCCCGGCUGUGGCAAGACGCUGCUAGCAUCAGCAAUUGCUCGUGAGUGUGGGCUCAACUUCAUCUCAACCAAGGGCCCGGAGCUGCUGUCCAAGUACAUUGGUUCGUCAGAGCAGUCGGUACGCGACCUGUUCAAGCGUGCAGUUGCUGCUGCCCCAUGCGUGCUGUUCUUUGAUGAGUUUGACUCGAUUGCGCCGCGCCGCGGUCACGACAACACCGGUGUUACCGACCGUGUCGUCAACCAGUUUUUGACUGAGAUGGAUGGCGCCGAGGGCCUUAAGGGCGUAUAUGUUCUUGCUGCAACCAGCCGCCCCGACCUCAUCGACCCUGCCCUUCUGCGUCCUGGCCGCCUUGACAAGGCUUUCCUGUGCGGCAUGCCCGAUCUCAACGACCGCUCCGAUGUUCUCCGGCGGCAGGCCACCAAGCUCAAGGUUUCAAAAGACGUCGACUGGCAAAAUAUUGCACGUCGAACCGAGAGUUUCACCGGCGCUGACCUGCAGGCCCUGGUAUACAACGCGUUCCUGGAGUCGGUACAUGAGAUGACUGACAAACACAAGGCGGCUGCUGUUGAUUCUGACCAAAAUACGAAUGGCGAUGGCGAUGUGAAGCAGGCCGAGUUCACUGUGCUCAGCAACUUGGCUAAGCCGCUGUCCGCUGUUGAAAAGACGCAGAUGGCCGAGCGCCUGUACCGGCUGCUGGUUAAUGCUGACGCGAGCAGUGCGCAAGAGACUUCAGCCAGCAAGGUCAUGGAUGCGGCAGAGCUGGAGUCACUCACGCCUGUAGUGACAAUGGGCCAUUUCGAGGCUGCCUUCAAGGUCACCCAGUCAUCGCUGGGCGAGCAAGACCGCCUCAGGUUUGAGGGCAUAUACCGCGACUUUGUCGAUGACAAGAAGGGCUCCAGCGACAAACCGCGCAAGCCGAUAGAGCAGAAGGCAACCAUGGCGUAA
Molecule: messenger RNA, 3304 nt
Organism: Linderina pennispora
Lineage: Eukaryota; Fungi; Kickxellomycota; Kickxellomycetes; Kickxellales; Kickxellaceae
Product: AAA-domain-containing protein
Exons: 2
Coding region: 83-3304 (1073 amino acids)
Biological process (GO): protein import into peroxisome matrix
Cellular component (GO): cytosol; peroxisome; peroxisomal membrane
Molecular function (GO): ATP hydrolysis activity; ATP binding
Source: RefSeq, a predicted model, not a curated record